GAUUGCCCAACUCUCUGUCUGGCCUGAAGCUUUGGCGUCACAAGUGGAUACAACAAUCAUUUUCUACUUCAAGGUUAAUUUAAGAAUCCCAGCUCCCUGAAGACACAUACACACAGGCCCCUGGUGUUUUACCUCUUCAGGGCAGACAUGAGCAGAGAGCAGGGGAUCUACACAGAAGUGAAUAGUCACAACCCCAGGAAGGAGCAACAUAGAAGAAAACCUGAGAAUGUCAAGAGCAAAAGCAGAUUACACAAUCCACACUCUCCAGGACAAUCUCCAUCCUCUAUCUGGAGACUCAUCAGUCUGACUCUGGGAAUCCUAUGUCUCCUGCUGUUGGCAGCAGUGGCUGGAUUGGCUACUAUAAGAGCACAGCGAGACAGGAUCUCAUCAGAAAGUGCCAGGAAAGUAAAUGUUUCUGUUGUCACGGCAGCCCCCAUCCAAGGGUACGAACACACCUCACAAGCCACGGGACAGCAGGAAGGUUGUCACUGCCGCCUGUGCCCGGAGCCUUGGUUUGGAAAUGGAAAGAGCUGUUACCAAAUUUCAUCUGAACAGCUAAACUGGGAAAAGAGCAGAGAUGCCUGCACCUCUAAGAACGCCUCCCUUCUUCAGAUCGACAGCAGUAAUGAGCUGGAUUCCAUUCAAACUCUGCCGAUGAUGGGAUGGAUUGGGAUCUUCCGGGAAUCACCUGUUAAGCCUUGGAGAUGGCUGAAUGGCUCUAAACUUUCUCUUGGCCUAAUUCAAUUAAGCGGCGUUCAAGGAAAAGGGAAUUGUGUUGUGUUCAGAUCAAAAGACGGCCCCUUCAUUGGUGAUUGUUCAUCCAAAUUUGCCUAUAUCUGCAAAUCAUAGGCCUGAUCAAUAUAAUUCAUUCUGGAAGAAUUCAGCCAAGGAAAAAGCCCAACUGUGGACAUCGUCAAAAGUGAGAAGUUUGACAUCAUUUGUCAGCCAAAGUUUCCCUGUGCUGUUUUCACUAAGCAGCAUCUGUAUUCCAAAUACUGGACACCAUCAUUGGUGAGAGAUAGAAGGCGAUGGACUGGAUUUUCAGGCUGGGGAGACACCCUUAUCUGCAAGGCAUCCUGCCAGUCACUCAGAGAGCUUCUUCAGUGCCUUUCAUUCCCCAUGGAAUUGCUGAAGAUUUCACCACCAA
Molecule: messenger RNA, 1147 nt
Organism: Tachyglossus aculeatus (Australian echidna)
Lineage: Eukaryota; Metazoa; Chordata; Mammalia; Monotremata; Tachyglossidae
Product: natural killer cells antigen CD94-like
Exons: 7
Coding region: 148-849 (233 amino acids)
Source: RefSeq, a predicted model, not a curated record